UUUUUUCUGAGUCUGUGAAAACACCAUAAAAAGUCUUUUAGAAAAUCUCUGGACUUUAUGAAAAGAAUGACAUUCUCUAAAUAAGUUUCCUAAGGCCAUGACAGUCUUUGAAAGACUCUUCUAUCUUUCUCUCUCUAAUAAAAACUCCACCCCUUGAAUUUGUGUUCUCUGCGUCAAUGGAAGUUGCAUAUUAGUGAGCCUCACGUUCUUUCUCUCUUUCUUUCUCUCUCUCUCUCUCUCUCUCUCCCCAUAUAAUUUCGGAUCACCACACGACCGUUUCUCACUCAGUUUUUGUUUUUUUGACUAAACAUAAAAAAAAAAAAAGGCCCCUAAACCACCCAUCCCUUCUCUCUCUCUCUCUUCCUUUUGAGAUUUUCAACAACAACCCACCACACAAAGCUAGGAGACAAUUGCAGUGUGUUUUUUCUUUUUUUCAUAACAUUUUGUCUUUAUUUGUUCUUAUUGUUUGUGGGUCUUUUGUGCUUUUCAUUUUCUUUUAGCUCAUAGUUGUUGGAUAAUUCUGAAGCAUUGACAAUUCUUGCCUUUUUGUUCUUCUUUUCUGGGUUUUUGUUUUCAUACAAAAAAAAAAUUCAUUUCGUUUCUAAGAACCCUGCUUUUUCCUUCCCUGCCUCUCUCUCUGCAUUAGUUUCUGUCCCAUUUUUUCUUGCUGGGAUUUCUCUAAAUUCUUCUUCUUGGUUUUUGUUUUGUUGGCUUUCUUGGUUUUUGGGUCUUUUUUUUCUCUACCUGUGGAAUUUGGUAAUUGCUUAAUUACUGUUUCCAUUGUUGACUGGUUGAUGAGUUGAAUGUCUUUGGGUGCUGAGGUUGUUUCAAGUUCCAAGAAUAUGGGGUUUGAUGACAACAAGAAGAAUGAGGGUGGAGAAAAGAGUGAAAAUGAAACGGUGCAAGCAAAUCAAGAAGGUGGUGGUGAUGAGGGAGGAGAGAGAGUAGGAAGACAAAUGAGUGAGAGUUCUCUGUAUGCAACUGAUCAGGAGGAAGAAGAUGAUGAUGGGAACAAAUUACAGUUGGGUCCUCAAUACACCCUUAAAGAACAGCUUGAGAAGGAUAAGGAUGACGAGAGUUUGAGAAGGUGGAAGGAACAGCUUCUUGGGGCUGUGGAUAUUGAAAGCGUUGGAGAGACCCUUGAGCCAGAAGUGAAGAUCACUGAACUGUCAAUCAUUUCUCCUGGACGAGCUGACAUUGUUCUUCGCAUUCCUGAAGAUGGAAAACCGAAAGGUUUAUGGUUUACUUUGAAAGAAGGCAGUCGUUAUAACCUGAAAUUUGCUUUCAAGGUCAGCAAUAAUAUUGUAUCUGGCCUCAAAUACACCAAUACUGUUUGGAAAACUGGUAUGAAGGUGGACAGUGCAAAAGAGAUGAUUGGGACCUUCAGUCCCCAGCCAGAGCCGUACACACACGUGAUGCCAGAGGAAACCACACCCUCUGGCAUAUUUGCCAGAGGAUCAUAUUCUGCAAGAUCAAAGUUUGUUGAUGAUGAUAACAAGUGCUACUUGGAAAUCAACUACACCUUUGAUAUUCGAAAGGAAUGGGCUGCAACUUAAAACAGAGAACUAACCAACAAGUACUACCAUAACUCCCUCAUUCCGUUGAUGUUACUAUGCCACAAUUAGUUUUAGAUUUUUGUGUUCCCAUUAAUCAAAUAUUCGACGAUAAGUUCCAUAGUUAUGUUACUACUACAUUCUUGUCCCACGAUUAAUUUCCAUAACAUUGGAGUGUAAGAAAAAGAGAGAGACAGAGAGAGAGAAUUUAGAGUGAGGGGAAUUCUUUGGUAACUACCUUUAAUAAAAGACAAAGCUUAGCCUGUCUUUUUGAUACUCUGCUUUUGCUGCUGCCUUUGCAUCUGCUUAUUAAUGGAGUGACUCAAAUUUUUGUA
Messenger RNA from Ziziphus jujuba (common jujube), 1888 nucleotides. RefSeq names its product rho GDP-dissociation inhibitor 1. The coding region runs from base 804 to 1556 and encodes 250 amino acids. Gene Ontology annotation, cellular component: cytoplasm; membrane; cytosol. Gene Ontology annotation, molecular function: Rho GDP-dissociation inhibitor activity; protein binding. The record is from RefSeq and is a predicted model, not a curated record. NCBI's taxonomy places the organism in Eukaryota, Viridiplantae, Streptophyta, Magnoliopsida, Rosales, Rhamnaceae. Gene Ontology annotation, biological process: Rho protein signal transduction. The transcript is spliced from 5 exons.